UUCCACUCGAUAACAAGAGAGAGAAGAGAUAGAAUACAACAAGCGGCAUCACGAGGAGGCGAUGGGCAACGCCGGGAGCGCGCCGGAGCAGGCCAAGAACACGGCGGAUGGGGGCAGCGCCGCGGACGCGGAGGCCCGCCGCGCGCCGCCGUCGACGGUGCGCUUCUUCCCCGAGGCGUCGGGCCGCAAGGCGAGGCAGCCGCCGCCGAUAAAGCUCGAGGAGGAGGAGGGCGCCCCGCCGCCGCCUGUCGUCGAGGAGGAGAUGGCCCCACGCAACCUAUGGCAGGUGUAUGCACUUGGGGCAUUCAUUGUGUUGAGAUGGGCCUGGGCUAAGUGGAAGGAGAACCAGGACAGAAAGGACUCGCCAGAUGGGGACUCACCGUCACCGGACGGGUCAGCUUAGGUAGCUGCCUGUGCCAGAACUGGGCUCUGUUCCCGGUCUAAAACUACCAGAGAAGAAGAAUGUCGUUUUGCUAUGUAGUACUGGAUUAUGUAUUUGCCGACAAUUUGCAAGUGACUUUAUCCCCUUUACUCCAGCGAUAAUAAUCCUUUUUACCCCGAGA
Molecule: messenger RNA, 563 nt
Organism: Phragmites australis (common reed)
Lineage: Eukaryota; Viridiplantae; Streptophyta; Magnoliopsida; Poales; Poaceae
Exons: 2
Coding region: 62-403 (113 amino acids)
Source: RefSeq, a predicted model, not a curated record